Molecule: messenger RNA, 1939 nt
Organism: Saimiri boliviensis boliviensis (Bolivian squirrel monkey)
Lineage: Eukaryota; Metazoa; Chordata; Mammalia; Primates; Cebidae
Gene: CCDC51
Product: coiled-coil domain containing 51
Source: RefSeq, a predicted model, not a curated record
AGGUCAGUUGAGUGGCAGACUCCCUGUCGGGCUGCGCCAGGUACGAGGAGCUAGGGUCGUCCCGCCAGGGUAGAAUCCGGAACCACCGGAGGGGUACUUAAUCGGAAGCCUCCCCAACCCCGCACCCCCCCCGCCGCGAGGCCUGUAGCUGUGCACGAGAAGAGCAUUGCAGGUAGACAGCAGGGCAUGUCCAUGUGCAAAAGGCCUUGAAGAUCGGCGCGUUCCUGGAACCGAGGAAAGCACAGUUUGAGUGGAGGGAGAUUAGGCGGGGAGGUGGCAGAAGUGGACGGGAGCUAUAUUUCCUGGUCCUAUAGCUUUGGAAGCCUCUGUACAAACUGUAAGGAGUUUGUUUUAUAAUAUAGUCAGGGGUGCAGCAGUUUGCGAAUUCUGUUUAUUCAUCCAGUACAUAUGUACUGUAUGUAGGUACCAAGCUGACAUUCUAGUAAGUGAGACGGACUAUAACCAAAUCUCCUGAUGAUGGGGCGCAGCCCUGGGAUUGCCAUGCAGCACAUCAUGGGUGUGCCCCAUGUACUGGUUCGGAGGGACCUCCUUGGAAGGGACCUCUUUAUGACCAGGACUCUCUGCAGCCCAGGCCCCAGCCAGCCCAGAGAGAAAAGACCGGAGGAGGUGGCCAUCGGGCUGCAUCACCGCCUUCCAGCACUGGGAAGAACCCUGGGGCACAGCAUUCAGCAACGAGUGACCUCCACAGCCAAGACUUGGUGGGACAGAUAUGAAGAGUUCGUCGGACUCAAUGAGGUUCGAGAGGCCCAGGGAAAGGUGACGGAGGCAGAGAAAGUGUUCAUGGUGGCUCGAGGGCUUGUCGGAGAGGCUCGGGAGGACUUGGAAGUUCACCAGGCCAAGCUGAAGGAAGUGAGGGAUCGCUUGGACCGUGUCUCCAGGGAGGACAGUCAGUACUUGGAACUGGCCACUCUCGAGCACAGGAUGCUACAGGAGGAGAAGAGACUUCGCACGGCUUAUCUGCGUGCAGAAGACUCUGAGCGUGAGAAGUUCUCCCUCUUCUCUGCGGCUGUGCGGGAAAGUCACGACAAGGAGCGCACAAGGGCUGAGAGGACCAAGAACUGGUCUCUCAUUGGCUCCGUCCUGGGGGCCCUGAUUGGUGUGGCUGGCUCCACCUAUGUGAACCGUGUCCGGCUACAGGAGCUGAAGACCUUACUCCUGGAGGCACAGAAAGGGCCUGUGAGUCUUCAGGAGGUCAUUCGAGAACAGGCAUCUAGCUACUCGCUCCAGCAGAGGGACCUCCACAAUCUCAUGGUGGACUUGAGGGGCCUGGUACAUUCUGCUGGGGCAGGGCAGGGCUCUGGGUCACGGGCAGGUACUCCCCCAACCAGAGACAGAGACGUAGAUGUCCUUUCAGCUGCCUUGAAAGAGCAGUUCAGUCAUUCCAGGCAGGUCCAUUCAUGUCUAGAAGGUUUACAAGAGCGGCUUGAUGGCCUAGAAAAGACUUGUAGCCAAAUGGCUGGGGUGGUUCAGCUUGUAAAGGCUGCAGCACACCCAGGCCUGGUGGAACCAGCAGACGGGGCUAUGCCCAGCUCCCUGCUGGAGCAGGGGAGCGUGAUCUUGGCACUGUCGGACACGGAGCAGAGACUAGAAGCCCAAGUCAACAGGAACACCAUCUACAGCACCCUGGUCACCUGUGUGACAUUUGUGGCCACAUUGCCUGUGCUCUACAUGCUAUUCAGGGCCAGCUAAUCCCUGGCCCCUCCUUCGGAGGGUCUGAGGCAAUAGCUGCGCAUGUGGAUUUAGUUAGAGAGUAACAAUGAAGCAAGCCUUUGGGAGGUGCACAACCUCAGCCUGAAGGAGCAGUAUCUGUGUGGCUCACCAGCAGGCACGCUUUGCUUUGUAGGCAAGGUUCAUUUACAUUAAUUAUCAAAACAGUGCUAAUGUCCAAUUAAAAUGUCCUGAGUUUUAUUAUUUGAAA